GCUAUGGCAAGUAAAGGAGGAUACGAGUCGAUCCCAGGCAAAGGCGGUAYAAUGGCGGCACCAACGAAGGUAGUUUCAAGCCAACCAACUCAGCUAACAGCUGAAGAAGACUACGUUUUGAACUUGGACCCUACUUCUGUUCAAGCAUGGUCAGUUCAUGAAGUGUGUCAGAAUUUCCUGGCCAGGAUUGGUAUGGAUUUCCUAUCCGAGCAGUUUCAGGCCAACAAGAUCAAUGGAAAAUGUCUUAUUUUGAUUCAAGAGGUAGGGCAGAUAAGUGAAUAAAUGAAUGGAUGGGAAUUGUUUAUUUUAUCAAUGGGGUGAUCAGUGGAUAGCAAUUAGAUAAUCAUAGCUAUUUCAAAAAAAGGGUGUCANUUAAUGGACUUCAUCACCCUCUUGAAAAAGAAGAAGAGAGAGGCAGAAGCAAGCAGUGCUCAGUGGUCAGGGCAGACGCCAGCUCCUGGAUGUGCCUACAAAGAAGACUGUGGAGAGUGCUGUGUGGCCUAUUUAUGCCCAUGUUGUCUGGCCAAGACGUUCUGGCGAAUCACUGGACAAGGAAUCUUUUACAAGAAGGAGCCACCUUGUGGUUUGUUCUUUGGUUCAGUUACGACAGAGUACACCGACUAUCGAUUCCUCAAAGACCUCGAGCUCAAGCGAACAAACAAGUGUCUUUGUUGCUGUACAGCAAACGAACUCGAGAUCUACAGCGACGACCAUGAUGSAUCAGCAUCGCAUAAAGAAGGCGACGGCCAGCCUCCCCCGUCCGCGUUUCACCCUCAYAUCCUCCGCCACCCUGAAGCACCGAGAGUCGAGGAGGUYAUCAGACAUGCGUGGAAUAAAGCAAGGCUUGUUGCCGAAUAAGAUCAAAAUUGGUCUUAAAUGAUGUCUAUAUUCUUGAAAUCAUCUCGUUACUAGGAGAUGAUGGACACAUCACCAAGUGUACACCUUUAUUUUUUAAUUCUUAUUCAUGUAGAAUAGUCAGUGAAUUCGACUCAAAAAUGUCAACAGAAAUAACACCAUUGCUGGGAUAGCUUUAAGGUAGCUCCAAGCUUUUCAUCUCAUGAAUUUUCUCUUGCCUUUUCGGCGGAUGAGAAAAGUAGAUCUGUUUGCAGUAGAAUUAACCAAACAACAUUUCACAAUAACAAUAAGCGCCUGUUUUUACUUAUGCGCUUAUUCAAAAUAUCUCUUAAACAACACAAUAACAUGACAACAAAGACAUUCUACUUUAGCUUGAUUUAUUACUGUGUUGAAUCGACUUCUGAACCUUUUUACGUCACCUAUGUGACUUCCAAUGCAUUAUGGGAUUGGUUUAUGGCGAAAGCAAAAGACAAUCGCCAUGUUCUGUCCCAAAAAUAUCCUACAAUGCAUUGCGUAUAAGGUAUAUGACGUAAAAGCCGGUGUUUUGUGGAUUUUUUCCAAAUAUACGAAUUAUAUAUAUCAAACGCUCGUACAACGUAAAUGUGUCCUAAUAUGAAUCAUAGCUUUUAGUCGAGCACAUUGACCGAGCUGAAACCCAGCUACCACACAACGAAUAUUUUCAUUUAUUUACAGUUUGGAAAAACUACAAAGCGUUUCGUGCGUGUCCAUUAUGAAGGUUUCGGGGAAUCUUGAGUGACAUAUCAAAAAUUUCCAUUGAUUAAUAUGCGGCCCUAUUCAUAAGUAAACAAAAACCUAUGUCAAAAGUCCGUUCAUUUGUACGGUGCUGUUUGUACGUGGAGAACUGGGGUAGAGUGACUGAGGACGUGGUCAGCUGACCAACGUUGUCAAUCUGAUUUUCAAUACCUUUUAACAUCGUAAGGCAAUAUAUGAAUAAUUACCWCGGCAAUAUACACAGUAUUAUAAUAACGCAAAAUGAGCAUUCUUGUCCUCAUGCGAAGAAGAGAAAAUUGCUAUUGAUCCGAGCGUCGCAGAUGUACUAGUGCAAGAGUAUGAAGUUUGGGUUCGUCGCCAUUGUGGUUUUUGCGUUUUAUAUUACAAGAUCGUCAUCAAUCACGUGUCAAAGGUGUAAAGAUGGYCUGUCUUACGAGGACUGUCUAAGUAAAGCAGAAAACUACGAUUGUAAUAGAUUAGGCCCCACGUACUCUUACUGCAGUAUCGAAUGCAAUAAAGGAGAAUGGAAAUUUGGCUGCGCCACACCYACUAGAUGUUCAAUACAACGGCGUCACUGUCACGACAAGGGUGAUUGCGGCAUCACGUGUUGUACGGGAUCCCUGUGUAUUGCCUUCAACAACAUUACCCAUAAUCCUUGUAGUGGAAACGUUCAGCACCAUGUCACUCCCAAUUCUAUUGGUCUGUGUCUACUGGURUUUUUGUAUAUAGGAUAUAUGCUUUGAAGUAACAAGAAUGGGAAAGAGCUAGAGAUCGAAUGAAGAUGUGAUUUUAAUUCUCAAGAGAUUCCAUGUUAUUAUGUUAUCGUCCUUCAGUCAGCCCGGUGAAACAGUGGAAACCAAAGUUUSCGGAUAUUAUAACAAUCAUUAUAAAUGAUCGCCGAUGAAAAAGCCUUUUUUCUAGACAAAUAAAGAAGGGAGCAUUCAUUACUUUGUUGAGGAAUCUUCUAGAAACAAAAUGGCGAAAAUWAAAGAUGGCGCUGGAAAGUUUAUAAAAGUUUUUUCGAAAAAAAUYGGUAAACACGUAUUAUACUGCCGUGAUUUCUUAGUAAGAAUGGCUUUUUUUAGUUUUUAAACAUUACUUGACGAUGGUUGGAAACGUCAUGAUAGAAAUGGAGUUUCUUGCCAUGGCAUCCUGCUGUAGGCCUCUCUUUCGAGAAUGCAAACAGGACUGCCUGAUYUGUAUGCUCUUAGUAAGAAGUAAGACAAGUAAAAUAACACUUGCGAUGCAGGAACACUGAAAACACAAGUAUAGCAUCAUAACAGCAGUGACUGACGCAAGUUAACGCGCGAACAACCUACUCGGGAAACAAAACUUUUCAUCACACCAUGCAGUCCACAUAGCGCUUAGUCUCUGUAAUAUCGCUAAUCUUGUUUCUGGGAGUUUAUGUUUGGUGUAAACAUGUUCAAUAAUUCAUUAUCAAGGUAUUGAAUAUUGGAAGUCAUUCAUCAUUCAUACAAUGGCGUCAAUGUUUURACCAGUCAGCAACCUGGAAAUAUUUCGAGUAAUAACUUUUGCAAUAUUAGCAUCCAAUUUGGAAUUAUUAGUAUAGAAUAAAAAAGGAAGAGAACUCAAACUCUGCGUUGAAUGUGCGACUGAGAAUAAAUGGGAUUUUAGCUCACAAUUGAAUUAAGUUUAGUUUUUUUUUCUUAUUGAUUAAGGAGUGAUAUGUUUCCUCUGGAACCUUCUCUUUAGUGCACAUGUAAAUUCGCUACCAUCAUCAGCAAUAAAACUGCUUUAAAUGCGCA
Molecule: messenger RNA, 3353 nt
Organism: Exaiptasia diaphana
Lineage: Eukaryota; Metazoa; Cnidaria; Anthozoa; Actiniaria; Aiptasiidae
Exons: 5
Source: RefSeq, a predicted model, not a curated record